This is a messenger RNA of Alosa alosa (allis shad), 954 nucleotides long. RefSeq lists its product as uncharacterized. The transcript has 6 exons. Bases 38 to 898 code for a protein of 286 amino acids. NCBI's taxonomy places the organism in Eukaryota, Metazoa, Chordata, Actinopteri, Clupeiformes, Clupeidae. The record is from RefSeq and is a predicted model, not a curated record.
AGUGAGAGGCGAGGUGAGAGGAGAGAGUGGUUGCUUCAUGGGAGCCAUGAGAGCCCUCUUGAACACCAUCCGAAACCGGCUAAGACCAAAGAGAAAACGACAGAGGACCAAGAACUACCGGAUCUGUCACAACUCUGCCAUGGCCAAGAUCAAGAGAAGAAAACUAAAGAAGCAACUGACAUCUGGGCUGUACACGAAGCUGAGAAAGCCAAAUCAUUUGGUUAAAGGCAAACCUGUGCGGGCUUUUCAAGAGAGGCGCAAGCCACGCUGGGUUCUCCAGACCAGAGAGGAUCUCCAGCCUGCUGAACCAGCAAGUGAUCCAAACACCGAGAACACUCAGGCUAGAGAGGAUCUCAACCCUGCUGAAUUAGCAAGUGAGGUGGCUAACAUCGAGAUCACUCAGCCUGGAGUAGUUCUUCAGCCUGCUGAACUGGAUCUUCAGGCUGAUGAACCAGCAAGUUGGGUUGUGGCUAAUGCCCAGAUGUGGAGGGAGAUGACCAGACAAGAUGGUCCUGUCCUUUGCAACAUGCCCAUCAUGCACUCUGGCCCUGGCUCCAGUUACCCUGUCCUAUCGGACCACCUCAUGGAGGAGCAGAGUUCAUCAGCGAACACGGGAGGGGAAGAGCAAGCUGGCCCUGGCUCCAGUUACCCUGUCUCAUUUGACUGUACUCUUGACCACCUCAUGGGGAAUCUGAGGUCAUCAGCAAACAAGGAAGAGGAAGACCAAGGCUUGGGUCUGAUCCAUCGCCAGCUGUGUCGCCGGGACCUGACUGGACAAGAUAGAGUGGCCAUCAUGUACUCUGGUCCUUUCAGUUUCCUUGUCCCAUCUGAAUGGGCCCUUGACCACCUGAUGAGUGGGGAGCAGGACAGUCGUCCAUACACCAUGGUCUUCUACUGACAGCCAAGCAACUGGCUACAUCUACUACCACUCAACUGCUGCCCUCUGACUAAACU